Messenger RNA from Mercenaria mercenaria, 1608 nucleotides. RefSeq lists its product as uncharacterized. The coding region runs from base 294 to 743 and encodes 149 amino acids. The record is from RefSeq and is a predicted model, not a curated record. Lineage: Eukaryota; Metazoa; Mollusca; Bivalvia; Venerida; Veneridae. The transcript has 4 exons.
AUGAUGCAUUAGUUUGUAACUUGCAUAUAAAACUUUAACCAGGAUUUUUAAUUAUGGAUCUAGACCAAGUGAGGUUGGUAAUUGACCUAGAAAAGAAAAAAAAAACGUUUCAAAUGACCAGGAAGAGUAGAACAGCUAAACUGUUCUUGAAAUAGUCAUACAACAUGAUAUAAGUAACCCAGCAUAUAAAGUUUCAUCUUAUAAAUAAAUACUGUUUUAUCAUAUUCAGCAUAAUUCAUACAUAAAUUGCCAAUUGCCAAACGAAAAAAAAACUUUGGAAAGAAGUAGAAGGCAUGUUUAAUGCAUCGGCAAAUUGCAGUCGAACAUCUGACAAGUUAGAAAAGAAGUGGUUUAACAUGACUGCGAAGCAUCGCAACAUUUACUCGGACUUUGUCAAGGACAGGGCCCUUACUGGUGGAGGUGUCUGUGAGAAAAAGUUGGACUACCUCACGGAAGCAGUAAUGAAUGUAAUUGGAAAGGACACAGUUGCAGUGAAGGGUGCGAGCAACACCAGCCUUGAUUCAUCUUUUUAUCUGCUCGAUAAACUGGUAGAAAGUGAUGAAAAUAACAUAAAUGUCGAUGCUCUGUAUGAGGCAUCAGAACAACUUCCACUUGGAAACAAAACUAUGACAAGCAACAGUAGCACCUGCAAUUGCCAUACAGUACUGGAAAAGGAAAGUGUUGAAAACUUGAAGAAAAGAAAACUCAUCCUAGAAAUACAGUAUCUGGAAAAAAAAACUUAAGAUGUAAAACAAAUGGAAUAAAUGUGUUCUUAUCAUAAAUAUUAAACAUUUUUCUCAAGGUUUGAUUUCACACUUUGCUUAUUAAUCCGGGGGCCACUUGUGUUCAGAGGCACUUAUAUUCUCAAAGUUGGAAAUUCACCUUUUCUUCAUUCAUCCGGGUGUCAAUUUAUCCUGAGGCUCGUUUAUUAUCAAAGUUGAAAAUUUACAUUUUAUCAAUAAUCUGAGUGUCACUGGGUUCAGAGGUACUUAUAUUUUCCAAGUUGGAAAUUCACACUUUGCUCAUUAAUCAGAGUGUCACUGUGGUCCGAGGUAUGGAUACUCUAAAAGUUGGAAAUUCACCCAAGUGUCAAUGUGUUUGGAGGCACAUAUAUUCUCAAAGUUGACAAUUUACAUUAGUUUGAAAUUCACACUUUGCUAAUUAAUCCGAUGUCUCUGUGUUCAGAGGCACAUAUAUUCUCAAGGUUUGAAAUUCACACUUUGCUCAUUAAUCCGAGUGUCACUGUGUUUGGAGGCACAUAUAUCCUCAAGGUUUAAAAUUCACAUUUUGCUCAUUAAUCUGAGUGUCAGUGUGUCCAGAGGCACAUAUAUUCUCAAGGUUUGAAAUUCACACUUUGCUCAUUAAUCCGAGUGCCAAUGUGUUCGGAGGCACAUAUAUUCUCAAGGUUUGAAAUUCACACUUUGCUCAUUAAUCCGAGUGUCAAUGUGUUCGGAGGCACAUAUAUCCUCAAGGUUUAAAAUUCACACUUUGCUCAUUAAUCCGAGUGUCACUGUGUUCGGAGGCACAUAUAUCCUCAAGGUUUAAAAUUCACACUUUGCUCAUUAAUCCGAGUGUCAAUGUGUUCGGAGGCACUAUAACUUUUUCUGA